AUGCAGAUUUUCGUCAAGACCCUCACUGGUAAAACCAUUACUCUUGAAGUUGAGUCUUCUGAUUCGAUUGAAAACGUUAAGCAAAAGAUUCAAGACAAGGAAGGUAUUCCACCAGACCAACAGCGUUUGAUUUUCGCAGGCAAACAAUUAGAAGACGGUCGUUCUCUGAGUGACUAUAACAUUCAAAAAGAAUCUACACUGCAUUUGGUAUUACGUCUUCGUGGUGGUGCAACUGAAGAAGAAAAGCCAACCAAGAAGAAGAGUAAUCGUUGUUCAUUUACAAGUUGCUCAGAUAAAGUAGUGAAGAUUAUUGGUGAUUGUCGGUAUUGCCAGCACAAGUUCUGUGCCAGACAUCGUUUACCAGAAGCUCAUGCUUGUGAAAACUUGAUGAGUUGUCGACAAGCAGCACAUGAACGAAAUAGUAUCAAGCUUUUAAGUGAACGAUGCGUAGCUAGUAAAGUCUAA
Messenger RNA from Gilbertella persicaria, 465 nucleotides. RefSeq names its product ubiquitin-related domain-containing protein. Gene Ontology annotation, biological process: protein ubiquitination; modification-dependent protein catabolic process. The record is from RefSeq and is a predicted model, not a curated record. The transcript has a single exon. Gene Ontology annotation, cellular component: nucleus; cytoplasm. Gene Ontology annotation, molecular function: zinc ion binding; protein tag activity; ubiquitin protein ligase binding. The coding region runs from base 1 to 465 and encodes 154 amino acids. NCBI's taxonomy places the organism in Eukaryota, Fungi, Mucoromycota, Mucoromycetes, Mucorales, Choanephoraceae.